Aspergillus mulundensis is the source of this 1260-nucleotide messenger RNA. RefSeq names its product mitochondrial 54S ribosomal protein mL38. The record is from RefSeq and is a predicted model, not a curated record. The transcript has 2 exons. Bases 1 to 1260 code for a protein of 419 amino acids. NCBI's taxonomy places the organism in Eukaryota, Fungi, Ascomycota, Eurotiomycetes, Eurotiales, Aspergillaceae.
AUGGCCCAUUGUGAGCGGGCCUCCAGGCCACUCAUCCAAUGCCUGUCGAAAUCUUCAGUUAGAGGCAUUUCCAGCGUUCAGCUGCAGACGCGCGCCUUCCAGACAACGGCUGCCGUCCAGGAGGAAGCCCAGGCCGAGGCGCCGAAACAGGCCUUCUACAAGUCGCCAGACCCGGCACUGGUGUCAAGUCCUCGCUUGGAGCGGAGGCUGAUGCGACAGGGUAUUCUGCCAAUUGGCUCUCGUCGACGUCGUGCCGCGUUACAGGCGACAUCUAGCGUGCCUUUCGAACAGCUGCCCUAUCAAUGCUUCCAGGAGGCCCGCAAGGUCCUGCUUUCGGAUCGGGAGGAGAAAUUGAAGGAGAUCACAACGACUAGCGAGAAGAUCGCGAAGAUCCAGGCCCUGCCGGAGGAAGAGCGAACGAAGAACUCUAACCAUUCGCGACUACGCGCGUUGGAGCUACAUCUUGAGAGGCUCAAGGUUCAUGCCGACAUCAACGACCCUCUGGUGAAGAAGAAGUUUGAGGAUGGCGAUGGUGACAUGAGCAAACCUAUCUACCGCUACCUCGCCGACCAGAAAUGGAGAGAGUACCGCCGCAAGAUUCUCGUCCAGCGAAUCACCCAGAUGAAAGUCAUUCCUGACGUCCUUCCCCACUGCGACCCGAUUGUUGAUACCAAGCUUUACUUUGGCCGUAAAACUGUGCCACCUGGAGAGUUUGUCAACUCUCAGGCUAGCAGCGUCGCCCCCAAGCUCGACAUCCAACCGUUUGACGGUGAAAACAGGCUGGUGACAAUCGCCGUCGUGGACUCCGAUGUCCCCAACGUCGCAGAGGACACAUUCGACUACAAGAUGCACUACCUUGCCGUCAACAUCCCUAUCUCGGCUCUCAACACCAAGGUCGACCUCUCGCAGCUGUCGACAGAGUCUCAGGUCGUCCUGCCUUGGCUUCCCCCGGUUGCUCAGAAGGGCAGCCCUUACCACCGACUGUCGCUCUUCGUCAUGGAGCAGAAGAACAACACACCUUUGGACUUCGCGGCCGUCAAGGCCAAGGAGACUGACCGCGACAACAUGCUCCUCCGUACGUUACAAGCUCGCUACCACCUCAAGGCCAUCGGAGCACACCUAUUCCGAACCAUCUGGGACGAGGACACCCGCGACGUCAUGCAGGAGAUUGGCUUCCCUCUGGCGGACAUGGAGCUCCGGCGCAAGCGGAGCGAGGCCCUGCCUUACAAGAGGAGAAACCCUGUCACCAUGCGCGGGUGA